CGUCCGGCCACCACAAGCUCCACCGGAAAAACUCACUCCUUUGUUUUCCCAACCCCUUUCCGGUUUUCCACGCGUCCCCCCUUUUCGCGCCCCGCCCGGCCUCCCCCCUUUCCAGCCAGUUUAAAAGCCACCCGCCCACGCACCAGACCUCACCACCCUCCCCGUCGCCGCACAGAGCACGGCACGCACGCACGCACGCUCCCCUCAGCUCACGCUCUCGCAGCUCGCAGCUCGCCACACCAUGCAGAUCCUCCGGCUCCUUGCGGCGCGGCGCAGUGCCGCGUCGGCCGUGGCUGCGUCCGAGCGCCGGGACGGCGAGGGCGAGGACGAGGGGCCCUUCUUCGACCUCGACUUCGCCUCCUGCUCGCUCCGCGACUCCUCCUUCAGCUCCAGCUCCGGUGCGCUCUCGGGCUCCGACUCCGACUCCGACGAGGAGCUCGACUUCGUCAUCUCACUUCAAAGGAGCCGCUCCGCCUCGGAGCCGCAUUCCAAGGCCAAGCCCGCCGGCCGCAAGCGCGGCAUCGGCGGCCUGCGCACGCUCAGCUUCGGCGCCAGGAAGGCCGCGCCGCUCUACGGCGUCGGCCGCCGCAGCUUCGCCCGCAGCAGCUCCGCCAGCGCGCGCUCGCUCCGGCUCUUCAUGGCGACGCCCCACCCCGAGGAGGACGAGCACGAGCGCGCGUCGGAGCCCGCCGGCAGCAGGCGCGCGCCGUCCCGGGACGUGAUCAGGAGGUACCUGGCCAAGAUCUCGCGGCGGCUCCGCACGGCCGCGAGCCCCCGCGCCGAGGCCAGAGGCCUCCGUCGCCUGCGCAAGUGCCGGUCGGCGUCCUCGGCUGUGGCCAGCUCCGCGCCGCGCCGCGACGACGACUCGGCCGUCGAGAAGCAGGACGGCAUCGCCGGCGCCAUCGCACACUGCAAGGAGUCCAUCCACCGGGCCUCCAUGUCCGACUGCGAGUUGCCGCUGCUACGGUCUCGGAGCGACCCGGGGAAAUGCGACGCCGCGUAGCUCGUCCCCGUCGCCGAGCGUGGAAGCUUCUCGCUGAACUUCAUUCAGCGAAGAUGAAACAGAGUAGAAGCAGAGCGUCAAAGUGGCAAGAAAAUCUUUGCGUGUUUGUUUAUGUGUGUUGUGUGUGCUUCAAGAUCCGUCCUAGAGUUUGUAGUUUAUUAUAAGGAUUUUGGUUAGGUGUAAGCGUGGGAAAAAGAGCUCUUUUUAGGCUCCUUUAACCCCCAAUCACAGCCCAUCUCAUGGUCUCAUUCAUGCAUGUAGAUGAACGUGGAUUGUAGCUGUUGCGUUGCGUCCCUCCUUUGCUGUCUCUUUUCCUCCUCAUUUCCCCUCAACUUUGUGUGCUUGCUUUGUAGAAGUACUCGUGUGUACAUGUGAAAUGUAAGUUGCAACAUGUCGUACUACA
Messenger RNA from Triticum dicoccoides, 1406 nucleotides. Its product is annotated as probable membrane-associated kinase regulator 2. The record is from RefSeq and is a predicted model, not a curated record. NCBI's taxonomy places the organism in Eukaryota, Viridiplantae, Streptophyta, Magnoliopsida, Poales, Poaceae. Bases 242 to 1003 code for a protein of 253 amino acids. The transcript has a single exon. Gene Ontology annotation, cellular component: plasma membrane.